Pristis pectinata (smalltooth sawfish) is the source of this 875-nucleotide messenger RNA. Its product is annotated as proline-rich protein 36-like. The record is from RefSeq and is a predicted model, not a curated record. The coding region runs from base 6 to 875 and encodes 289 amino acids. NCBI's taxonomy places the organism in Eukaryota, Metazoa, Chordata, Chondrichthyes, Rhinopristiformes, Pristidae. The transcript is spliced from 16 exons.
GUGACAUGACUGCAGAUUCACUUGAUAUGAGUGCUGACUCAUUGGAUGAUCCAGCAUAUUUACGUUCAUUAGUUCCAAGGGAUACAAUUGAAGCACGGAUCUCACCACUUCGCAGAGCAUCAGUUCCAAUGGAUACAUUUGGAGCAAAGAUCUCACAGUUUCGCACAACACGUGACAUGACUGCAGAUUCACUUGAUAUGAGUGCUGACUCACUGGAUGAUCCAGCAUACUUACGCUCAUUAGUUCCAAAGGAUACAAUUGAAGCACGGAUCUCACCACUUCACACUAUAUGUCCUCCACCUGUAGCCCCGCCACUGACACCAGCUUUAACAACACCUGUAUGUCCUCCACCUGCAGCACCUCCACAGACACCAGCUUCAAUAAGGCAAAGAAGAGCUCUGACAACUCGUAGCCCUCGCCGGAAAGUCACUGCAAGGCAUCCCAUCAGUCGAAGGGUGGCACGAAGGAGUGUAAGGACAGGUGGCUCAGCUGUAUGUCAAAGGACUCCUGCUCCAUCUCAGAGGCCACCAAGGGUCAGAGCUGCAGCAAGCACAGCUGUAUGUCAAAGGACUGCUACUCCAUCUCAAAGGCCACCAACUGUAGCAAGGACUGUAUGUCGAAGGACACCCGCUCCACCAGCAAGUGCUGUACGUCCAAGGACUGCUGCUCCACCAGCAAGUGCUGUGUGUCCAAGGAGACCUGCUCCACGAGUAGAAGCCUCAGCAAGUACUGUACGUCCAAGGACUGCUGCUCCACCAGCAAGUGCUGUACGUCCAAGGACCACUACUCCACCAGCAAGCGGAAAGAAAGGAUCUGUGGUAACCAACCACCCAGCAAGUAUGUCAGUGGAGGAGCAAGGGCCUGUCAUUCAGUAG